Messenger RNA from Rotaria sordida, 234 nucleotides. NCBI's taxonomy places the organism in Eukaryota, Metazoa, Rotifera, Eurotatoria, Philodinida, Philodinidae. The record is from the annotation of a GenBank genome assembly.
AUGUCUAUGAUGUAUCAAUUGAUCAAUUUCCAUUAUAUUAUUUUGAUUGAAAUGCAAUAUUUUAUAAAAAUCAUGAUAUUAUUAAUUAUUGAAUAUUACAUUAUUGAAACAGGUCUCAAACAUUUGGAUUAUGAUCUUAUUAGAUUUGCUAUCAAUUGUUUGACGUAUUAUUAUCCAGGAUUACUUUUUCAUAUGUUGGUCUAUAAACUUCCAUAUAUUUUACAAGUAGUUUAA